CGUCAUAUGUUUGUUUCUUUUAUUCCAGAGUUUCUAGGCAAUAUAAGCAAUUAAGGACUUAACUUAAGGCAUGUCUAGUGUGAGAUUAUGUGGUUUGAAGCCGUGUCUAUUUCGUCGAAAAUCAAGUUCUUUUGAGUCAAUGAAAAGUUCUACAUCACCAAAGAAGUCUUCAAAGGCUUAUAAUAAUGGGAAGGGAGAUUCAAAGGAGUGGUCAUUUGUAGGUAUGGAUCAAUUGGUUUUAAUGAUGAAAGUUCAUAAGAAAAUCUUUGUCUUUAGAGACAUCAUGGACCUUGCUCCUUUGCACACUUCUGCUUCCUUACGUGAGAUGGUUAUUACAACAUUGGAGGAUCUACAAAGGCUUUACCCAGGGAUCAUACCAAUCAAGAAAGUCUCAUAUAUUAAGGACAAGUCUAUAGAUCAGGGCUUGGCCUACUUCUGUGAGGCUUUAAAGUCUCUUGGAGAGUCAUGGUUGAUGAACAAUGAUUUUAUGGAUAACAAAAGUUGUGAGUUACCAAUACCAUCAUGUAAGGACAACACCAAUAUGCAACAAUUGGGUGAAACUAUGUUAGUUAUACUUGAUUGUUUGAUUAAGAUUGCAAGUGAGAAAUUUGAUAUCAUGGAAGAAGAUGCUCCAAGGAAAAUUUUCAGCUCCUCCAACAUUUUAGAUAUCACAUCUUCUCCUGUCACACCAAAAUCUGUUCUUACAGAAUCAAUUAAAUAUCCUGCCAAUCCAAUAUCUAGUACCUCAACACUUUGGUCUCUAAGAAUUGAAGCUGUUGGAAAGCUAAGUCCAAUUGAUUUAAAACGUUUAUCUUACCAUAUGUCACCACAACUCAUGGAAACACAAGAUAAUAAGAUAGAGAAAUUGGACACAUCAAAGGAUCUUGUUAUUGACUUAGACACAAAUGAAAAAAUGGACACAUCAAAGGAUCUUGUUAUUGACUUAGACACAAAUGAGAAAUUGGACACAUCAAAGGAUCUUGUUAUUGACUUAGACACAAAUGAGAGAUUGGACAAAACAAGUAAUGAUCAUGAAAAAGCAUAUAUUCCUCAAGCAAUGGAAGAAGUGGAUGUUACCUCUCAGACUGAUCUCAUGAUUGUUAACAGUCCUACCCUGCUACUAAAAACACAAGAGCCUAUACCAUCAUCACCUACACCACUUGUGGUGCAGCCAAAUGUGACAAUGCCGCCGCCGCCACCACCACCACCUCCUCCACUUCCACUAUCAACACCACAAUUGCAACAAAGUCAAGUGGAAGUUAGGAUGCCACCACCACCACCUCCUCCGGCGCCAUUGUCACUAGGUUUAGGCCUAGUAGCACCACCUCCACCACCAUCCAUUCUCUUGAAACCUGGAUCCGCUCCUGCUCCUCCACCACCAAUGCCACGUGGAAACGGAGGUGGUGCGCCACCUCCGCCUCCACUCGGAGCAGGGAGAUCCUUAAGGCCUAGAGCAACUACAAAACUGAAAAGAUCAACACAAUUAGGCAAUCUGUAUCGAACUCUGAAGGGAAAAUUAGAAGGGACUAGCCUCAAAGGAAAAUCUUCUGGUGUGAGAAACACUGCAGUUGGAGCAAGAAACCCUGGAGGAAAACAAGGAAUGGCUGAUGCUCUAGCAGAGAUGACAAAAAGAUCAUCUUACUUUCAACAAAUAGAAGAAGAUGUUCAAAGGUACACAAAACAAAUCAUAGAACUGAGAUCUUCUAUUACCAAUUUCAAGACAAAUGAAAUGAAAGAAUUGAUCAAGUUUCACAAUGAUGUUGAAUCUGUUCUUGAGAAUCUAACUGAUGAAUCACAGGUUUUAUCACGGUUUGAAGGUUUCCCCUCCAAAAAGCUAGAAGCUAUAAGAAUGGCAGCAUCACUCUACCAAAAAUUGGAUUCUAUACUUAAUGAGCUUCAAAAUUUGAAUAUAAUUUCACCAGUGAAUCAAGUCCUUGACAAAGUUGAACGUUAUUUCAAUAAGAUCAAAACAGAAUUAGAUACUUUGGAGCGAACGAAAGACGAAGAAUCGAAGAAAUUUAAGAGCCAUAACAUCGAAUUCGAUUUCUACAUCCUUGUAAAAAUUAAAGAAGCAAUGGUAGAUGUUUCCUCCAAUUGCAUGGAGUUAGCACUAAAGGAAAGGCGCAUUAAUAAUGUUGGAACAAAUUCAAAUGGUAGUAAAGAUGGGAAAAGAAAGGAAUUUGGUAAGUUACUUUGGAGGGCUUUUCAAUUUGCAUUUAGAGUUUAUACAUUUGCUGGUGGACAUGAUGAUCGUGCUGAUAAGCUUACAAGAGAAUUGGCUAUGGAAAUUGAUAGUGAACCAAAUCAACCAUAACCAUAAUCUACCACAAAGAUUCUUAUCAAUAUUAAUAAAAAUAAUCAUGUAAUAUAUAUAUACAUGUGCAUGUGUGGAGUAAAAAACUGACAUGUACUUAGAUUCCUAUAUGUUUUUUGUUUUAUUUAUAAAAUAGUCGAUCCAUUUUUGUAUGUGUAAUUGUUUUCUUUUAUGACAAAAUUAAUAUAUUGAAAAAAUUGGAGAUUAAGGU
Cicer arietinum (chickpea) is the source of this 2525-nucleotide messenger RNA. RefSeq lists its product as uncharacterized. The record is from RefSeq and is a predicted model, not a curated record. NCBI's taxonomy places the organism in Eukaryota, Viridiplantae, Streptophyta, Magnoliopsida, Fabales, Fabaceae.